This is a messenger RNA of Hemibagrus wyckioides, 1975 nucleotides long. It is a transcript of the gene imp4, whose product is annotated as IMP U3 small nucleolar ribonucleoprotein 4. Gene Ontology annotation, biological process: rRNA processing. Gene Ontology annotation, molecular function: rRNA primary transcript binding; snoRNA binding. NCBI's taxonomy places the organism in Eukaryota, Metazoa, Chordata, Actinopteri, Siluriformes, Bagridae. The record is from RefSeq and is a predicted model, not a curated record. Gene Ontology annotation, cellular component: small-subunit processome; nucleolus; Mpp10 complex. The coding region runs from base 86 to 961 and encodes 291 amino acids. The transcript has 9 exons.
GAAGUAGCGUUAGUACUCGGGUCACCCGGUUACUGUUGUUAUCGAAGCGGCACGUGUGGACGAGCUGAAGAAAAAUAGUUACAAAAUGUUACGGCGCGAGGUUCGACUCAGGAAAGAGUACCUAUACAGGAAGGCCCAGGAGGACAGACAGCGCUCCAUAGAGGAGAAGAAACAGAAAGUCAAAUCUGCUUUAGAUGAAAACCAUCUGAUACCUACAGAGAUUCGCAAACAGGCUUUACAUCUGCAGAAGCUCCUGGAGUUUGAUGACGAGGGUGGAGAUGGCGUCAGCUCGCAUAUGGACGACGAGUACAAGUGGGCCGGAGUGGAAGACCCAAAAGUCAUGGUGACGACAUCCAGAGACCCGAGCUCUAGACUCAAGAUGUUUGCCAAGGAAGUGAAGCUGAUAUUCCCAGGGGCCCAGCGCAUGAACAGAGGAAACCAUGAAGUUGACACGCUGGUGCAUGCGUGCAAGGCCAACAGCGUGACUGAUCUGGUGAUAGUGCACGAAACCAGAGGACAGCCAGACGGUCUGAUCGUGUGUCACCUGCCUUUCGGACCGACGGCGUAUUUCACUCUGUAUAAUGUAGUGAUGAGACACGACGUCCCAGACAUCGGCACCAUGUCCGAGGCCUUCCCCCAUCUUAUCUUUCAUAACUUCACCUCUCGCCUCGGCAGACGGGUGUCCAGCAUCCUGAAGUACCUGUUUCCGGUUCCCAAAGACGACAGCAGGCGUGUUAUUACAUUUGCAAAUCAAGAUGAUUUCAUCUCCUUCAGGCAUCACGUUUACAAGAAAACCGACCACAAGAACAUCGAGCUGACUGAAGUUGGACCCCGAUUUGAAAUGAAACUGUACAUGAUCAAGCUGGGCACUCUGGAGAACGAGAGCACGGCGGAGGUGGAGUGGCGUCAUCACGCCUACACGCGCACCGCCAAAAAGAGAAAGGCGUUAAGCGUGGAGUAAACAUGCGACGCUCCGGAUGGUGAAAACAAACACUGUGUGGGUUCAUUGCUCUGCUUUUCACCAAAUUAUCUCAGAGAUCUGUGUGUGGAGGGGAGAGCGUGUAAGGUUUAUUUUUUUUUACCACAGAAAAAUGACACCUUUUUAUUGCUUUCUGAGAACUGUAAUGUACAUAUAUACGUAUACGUAUGUACAGAUUUCAAAGAUUACGAAUUUUCCAUGCCAGGAUGUGUAUGGAGUGUAAGAUACUUAGUACUUUAGUAUUUAUUCAUGAUUUUGAGGUUUCUCUGAAUAUUUCAUGGCAGACACAGAGGUGAAAAAGGUGAGGCACAAACGAGGGUUUUGUCCCCGUCAUGCUGAGCUGUUGAGUCCCUUAAAUAAUGAAUAAAACACUUCCUGUUGUUUUUAAAUAGGAGGGUUGAUUAUUUUCCAAUAGCAGCCCAUCUCAAAAGGAGUUAUUCCUGUUAUACCAAAGCAGGGCUUUAUUUUUGUAGCUUAUAUGUAUAAUGUGGAGCGUCCACAAAACAAGUCAUUCCCUCACCAGACCCAAUCUCUCUCUCUCUCUCUCUCUCUCUGUCUGUGUCUCUCUGUCUCUCUCUCUCUCUGUCUGUCUGUGUCUCUGUCUCUCUCUCUCUCUCUGUCUGUCUGUGUCUCUCUGUCUCUCUGUCUGUGUCUGUCUCUCUCUCUCUCUCUCUCUCUGUCUGUCUGUGUGUCUCUCUCUCUUUGACUAAAAACACAGCUUGUAAUUUUACACAGAAACCAGAAAACCUUCCAUCUCGAAGACUCUUCCCAUUCUUCUGACUGUUACAAAGCUGGAGACUCCUUACAUACAUUUUUAAACGUCAUCUUACCGAACAUCUUGUCUUCUGACCAGUCAGAAUUCAACAUCAUUGUUGUAUAAUGAUCAUAAUUAAUUAAUUAAUAGUAAAUUGUUUGAUAAAUCUGUUCAUUUGGAUUUGAUUAUUUCCUAUUGGUCACUUUGUACAUGUGUGCUACAAUUAAAAAAAAAAACAUGCA